Molecule: messenger RNA, 1383 nt
Organism: Durotheca rogersii
Lineage: Eukaryota; Fungi; Ascomycota; Sordariomycetes; Xylariales; Xylariaceae
Exons: 1
Coding region: 1-1383 (460 amino acids)
Source: RefSeq, a predicted model, not a curated record
AUGGAUGAAGCAUCCGGGACAACGGCCGAGAAGGCCACCAGUACGGACGUGUUUUCAGGAAAUCACUCAAACCUAGAAACAAACCAACCUAUGCCUAAAAACAGCAUGGGUUCAUUCUCUCGUCCGGACAACAAAUACACUCGGGGGAAAUCCGAGAAAAACCCUAAACCACCCCCCACACCACAGUUUUCCUUUAUCCUCCCCUAUAAGGCCACGUCGGCACAGCUACCACAGCGCCCUAUAAAAACCCAUAUAGGCCUUGAGCUCCCUCUAGAUAAGAUCCCGGUUAGACCCAAGCCAGCCAAACUCGAAAGUCCCUCCCAAUCCUCAGAACACGACGACCUGCCCGGUGAGAACAAAAAGCUCCAAGCCAAGAUCACACACCUCACAACCAUGAUGUCGACCACAGAGGAUGACCUCGCCCUCCGCAAUGAGGAGCUCGUUGGAGCCAAGUCUGAGCUAGCCGCCAAAGAUAGAGAAAUAAGAAGCCUCAAGUUUGAAGUCCUAAUUUUAAAGAGGCGGCUAAACGAUACCCUCCCCAUCUUGAAGGAUCUGUCCCGCCAGUGUCAGGACCUUGUCCAAGACAAGUCAAUGGAAAUUAAAGAGCACAAGCUUCGAAUCGCAACUUUGGAGAAGCAGCUGGACGAUACCACCCUAAUGCGCGACGAGGUAGACCUCAGGGGUAGGGUGAUUGAUCACUUUGAUCACUUGCAAAGUGAAAUCACAGAUAUGAAACGUUCCAUCGAUGGCGGCCUGAUCAAGGUCUCUCAGAUUUACGGUCCCGAUGGCACCGCCGAGGCUUUUAAAAUCGAGACUAAGGAGAGCAUGGACUCCAGACCGGCUCUCAAGUCAGAGCUUGGGAAGACUCUCGACGUGAACGCAAGGGAGCAGAAGCCGAUUACCCCGAGCCCCCAACACAACCACCGCCCGCCCUGCAUACGCGAUCAAAGAAUCCCAGACCAUAGGCCAAGCGUUCGUGAGAGGAGACAAACCACAACCACGGGAAAAGAUCCCGAAUCUGCACCAAGAGCACCGGAGCUAGAUGGGGGUGGGGGUGGCGAAGAUUGUAUCAGUGUCAAGGGUGAGGGGGGCCGGGGGGCGCUGGUGGAUGCGUUGCCCGGGUUCGACCGCAAGCUUUGGGAGGUGUAUAAAUGCCAGAAUCCGAACCGGGAGGGAGAAUUCCUGCACAGAGUAUUCCUGAACAGAUUCUCCAGAUUGAACCCGGCCCCCCCACCGCCCCUCAGAAGGAGAGGUAUCAAUGGUUUUAGAGACGCUGAUGGAAAGAAUGGAGAGUCAAUCGGCGCCGCGGCUGAGCCCAAGCCAUCCGAGGUCUCGGGUAGGGGCUUACACCCCCCGUCAGUUGCCGGCGGAGUCGACAUUUAA